GGGACAGCGCGGGAGCGCGCCCGCCGCGGCUCUUCUCGCCGGGCUGCCGAGCGGGCAGCAGCAGCAGCAGCAGCAGGAGAGGAGGAGAACAGCAGAGAAAGAGCGCGGGUACCCUCUUGACCCUCUUCUCCCCGGGCGGAGGGGCCGCACCUUCCCGCAAAGCAGUGACAUAAAGACCUGUCAUACAGGGGAUAAGAAAGAAGGAAAAGAAAAAGGAUAGACCAUCUUGCUCAGAAGUUAUUUGUACAAAGGAUCAAUAUUUCAAGAUGCACGAAGCAGAAGGGUCUGACUGACAAGCUGCCUUGAUACACUGUUAUUCUAACUAUGACUGGAUUGACUGAAAGUUGCCUCAAAGAGUUUCUUGUCUAUAUUGACAUAACUAUUGCAAGCUACCUAGUCUGAUGAAGUUGAACUUCAUUCUUCAAGUGUGAUUUACUCAGUACAGCCUAAAAUCAUGAUGAAAAAGAAGAGCAUACCUGCAAGUAAACCUCUCUUGAUCCUCUUUCUGUGCCAAAUUAUUUCUGCAUUGGACGUACCUCUUGACUCAAAACUUCUAGAAGAAUUGUCACAACCUCCUACGAUAACUCAUCAGUCUCCAAAAGAUUACAUUGUUGACCCUCGAGAGAAUAUUGUAAUACAGUGUGAAGCCAAAGGAAAGCCACCUCCUAGCUUCUCCUGGACACGCAAUGGAACUCAUUUUGAUAUAGAUAAAGAUGCACAGGUAACAAUGAAACCAAAUUCAGGGACCCUUGUCAUAAAUAUUAUGAAUGGUGGGAAGGCAGAAGCAUAUGAAGGAGUAUACCAGUGUACAGCAAGGAAUGAACGAGGAGCAGCCAUUUCCAACAAUAUUGUUAUAAGGCCUUCUAGAUCGCCUUUGUGGACCAAAGAAAAACUAGAACCACAUCAGGUUCGCGAAGGUGAUUCACUCGUACUGCACUGCAGACCUCCUGUUGGCUUACCACCACCUAUAAUAUUUUGGAUGGAUAAUGCUUUCCAAAGGCUGCCUCAAAGUGAAAGAGUUUCCCAAGGUCUAAAUGGAGAUCUUUAUUUUUCUAAUGUACAACCAGAAGACACCCGGGAGGACUAUAUCUGCUAUGCAAGAUUUAAUCAUACACAAACUAUACAGCAGAAACAACCCAUUUCUGUAAAAGUCUUUUCAAUGGAUUCAUUGAAUGACACUAUAGCUGCUAAUUUGAGUGACACUGAUAUUUAUGGUGCGAAGCCAGUUACAGAGAGGCAGCCAGUUCUUCUAACACCUACAGGUAGCACGAGUACCAAAGUGGAACUCAGAGGAAAUGUGCUUUUGUUGGAGUGCAUUGCAGCAGGAUUACCCACACCGGUAAUCCGCUGGAUUAAAGAGGGUGGGGAACUGCCAGCCAACAGAACAUUUUUUGAAAAUUUUAAGAAAACUCUCAAGAUUAUAGAUGUUUCUGAAGCUGACUCUGGGAACUACAAGUGUAUAGCAAGAAAUACACUGGGUUCAGUUCAUCAUGUAAUUUCAGUAACCGUGAAAGCUGCCCCAUACUGGAUAACAGCACCCAGAAACUUGGUCUUGUCUCCUGGAGAAGAUGGGACAUUGAUCUGCAGAGCUAAUGGCAACCCAAAGCCUAGUAUAAGCUGGUUAGCAAAUGGCGUUCCCAUAGCAAUUGCCCCGGAAGAUCCUAGCAGAAAGGUAGAUGGUGACACCAUUAUUUUCUCCCACGUGCAAGAAAGAUCCAGUGCUGUCUAUCAGUGCAAUGCUUCUAAUGAAUAUGGAUACUUGCUAGCAAAUGCAUUUGUGAAUGUUCUGGCUGAGCCACCGAGAAUUCUAACUCCUGCUAAUAAACUGUAUCAAGUCAUCGCAGAUAGUCCUGCAUUGCUAGACUGUGCUUAUUUUGGGUCACCUAAGCCUGAAAUUGAGUGGUUUAAGGGAGUGAAAGGUAGCAUCUUGCGUGGAAAUGAAUACGUUUUCCAUGAUAACGGAACCUUGGAAAUUCCGGUGGCUCAGAAAGAUAGUACUGGUACAUACACAUGUGUAGCAAGGAAUGAAUUAGGAAAGAUACAAAAUGAGGUGCACUUGGAAAUUAAAGAUCCAACAAUGAUAAUUAAACAGCCAGAAUACAAAGUGGUUCAGAGAUAUGGCCAAGUUUCAUUUGAGUGUAUAAUAAAACAUGAUUCUACCUUACUACCAACAGUUAUAUGGUUGAAGGACAAUGAUGAACUUCCAGAUGAUGAAAGGUUUCUAGUUGGUAAAGACAACUUGACCAUUAUGAAUGUAACUGAUAAAGAUGAUGGAACAUACACUUGCAUAGUUAAUACUACUCUGGACAGUGUUUCAGCAAGUGCUGUGCUUACUGUUGUUGCUGCUCCCCCAACUCCAGCUAUCAUUUACGCUCGGCCAAAUCCACCCUUUGACUUGGAAUUGACAGGUCAGCUAGAAAGAAGCAUUGAACUUUCAUGGAUACCAGGAGAUGAAAACAACAGUCCCAUUACACACUUUGUAAUUGAGUAUGAAGAUGGGCUGCAUGAACCAGGAGUAUGGCAUUACCAGACGGAAGUUCCUGGAACUCAGACAACAGUACAGUUGAAGUUGUCUCCGUACGUCAACUACUCAUUCCGUGUGGUAGCUGUCAAUAAGAUUGGCAGAAGUCAGCCCAGUGAACCAUCUGAGCAGUACCUGACAAAAUCUGCAAGCCCUGAUGAAAAUCCUGCUAAUGUGCAAGGGAUAGGCUCAGAACCCGAUAAUUUGGUAAUAACAUGGGAGUCUUUAAAAGGUUUUCAGUCCAAUGGACCAGGACUUCAGUACAAAGUCAGUUGGCGCCAGAAGGAUGUUGAUGAUGAAUGGACAUCUGUUAUAGUUGCAAAUGUAUCUAAAUAUAUUGUGUCUGGUACACCAACUUUUGUUCCCUAUGAAAUAAAAGUACAAGCUUUAAAUGACCUGGGAUAUGCACCAGAGCCAUCAGAGGUGAUUGGACAUUCAGGGGAAGACUUGCCGAUGGUUGCUCCAGGCAAUGUGCAGGUUCAUGUUAUUAACAGCACAUUAGCAAAGGUGCAUUGGGACCCAGUUCCACUAAAAACUGUCCGAGGACACCUCCAAGGGUACAAAGUUUACUACUGGAAAGUGCAGAGUCUAUCCAGAAGGAGUAGGCGGCAUGUAGAAAAAAAGAUCUUGACUUUCAGGGGAAACAAGACUUUUGGAAUGUUACCAGGGCUGGAGCCCUAUAGUUCUUACAAGCUGAAUGUUAGAGUUGUUAAUGGUAAAGGAGAAGGACCAGCAAGCCCAGACAAAGUAUUUAAGACCCCUGAAGGAGUUCCUAGCUCACCCUCCUAUUUGAAGAUUACUAACCCAACAUUGGACUCUCUGACUCUGGAGUGGGGUUCACCUACCCAUCCAAAUGGUGUUUUGACAUCAUAUAUACUGAAGUUUCAGCCAAUCAACAACACACAUGAAUUGGGUCCCUUGGUAGAGAUAAGAAUUCCUGCCAACGAGAGCAGCUUGAUAUUAAAAAAUUUAAAUUACAGCACACGGUACAAGUUUUACUUUAACGCACAAACUUCAGUUGGAUCAGGAAGUCAGAUAACUGAGGAAGCAGUAACAAUUAUGGAUGAAGCUGGUAUUCUCCAUCCUGCUGUAGUUGCAGGCAAAGUUCAACCACUUUAUCCAAGGAUCAGAAAUGUUACAACAGCUGCUGCUGAGACCUAUGCCAAUAUCAGUUGGGAGUAUGAGGGACCAGAUCAUGCGAACUUUUAUGUUGAAUAUGGUGUAGCAGGCAGCAAAGAAGAUUGGAAAAAGGAAAUUGUAAAUGGUUCUCGAAGCUUCUUUGUCUUAAAGGGUUUAACACCAGGAACAGCAUAUAAAGUCCGGGUUGGUGCUGAGGGCCUGUCUGGUUUUAGGAGUUCAGAGGAUGUGUUUGAGACAGGUCCAGCAAUGGCGAGCCGGCAGGUGGACAUCGCUACUCAAGGAUGGUUCAUUGGUCUUAUGUGUGCUGUUGCUCUUCUGAUCUUGAUUUUACUGAUUGUUUGCUUCAUAAGGAGGAAUAAGGGUGGCAAAUAUCCAGUGAAGGAAAAGGAGGAUGCACAUGCUGAUCCAGAAAUACAACCUAUGAAAGAAGAUGAUGGAACAUUUGGUGAAUACAGGUCUCUUGAAAGUGAUGCAGAGGACCAUAAACCUCUAAAAAAAGGAAGCCGGACACCUUCAGACAGAACUGUGAAAAAAGAAGACAGUGAUGAUAGUUUAGUUGACUAUGGAGAAGGUGUAAAUGGUCAGUUCAAUGAGGAUGGCUCCUUUAUUGGACAAUAUAGUGGGAAAAAAGAGAAAGAACCUGCAGAAGGAAAUGAAAGCUCUGAGGCUCCUUCUCCUGUAAAUGCCAUGAAUUCAUUUGUGUAACCACAGAACUCGAUCCCCUUGUAUGUUCAGUUUGUUUAAAGCACUUGCACAUCUUCCUUCUCAUACUAUGAACACGCAGGUAAUGGAGCUCCUCACCACCAGGUGUUAAUGCUAUGAGAAUAUGCAGGUCGAUACACAGCGUAAUGACACGGGAAAUGGUAUGUUAGUAUGAAUCAAAAUACAAAAUUCAAAUUUUGUUCAAAACUUGGGUAUUUUUACUUUUUUUCAAAGGAACUGACACAAACAAUAAUAUCAACUUGUAAUUUUGUUUCUUGUUGAAAAUACAGUAUAAUGCAUGGGAAAAGAAAAGCUACACAAUUCACAGGUAAUCUUGUCUACACUAUAAAAACAUGGUUUGACAAUUUGUUACGCAGUCCUCUGCUGAAUCCCUGGAUAUGAAUUUCAUUCCCAUUGUCAAAGUGUUAUAGUAGUAUUAUAUAGAACUUCAAUGUCUUUGUGGACAUUGUUGUGAAAUUGGUGACUUAAUGUCUAGCUAUCAUGUCUUUUUGCAAGACAGUUAGGAACAAUAUGUACAGUAUAUAAUUGCUAAAUGAUUUAAGUAUGACACUUGCAUUUGCUGAUGCUUAAUGAGACCCUAUUAUCUGCUCUUUGCUCCUAUUACUUUAUAGCCUUUUUAAUCUAUCAAGUAUUACAGCAGUACAGUGUUCUAUUUUUACAUCAAAACACGUUGAAUUGAUUUUAGGGCAUAAAAGAUACGCAUUGCAAUGCAUUUUGGAAUUUGUACAGUCACUGAAGGUAAAACUUCGAAAAUGAGAGAAAAUAUUCCAGAAGACACAGGGCAGAGUACAUUCAGUGCCUUUUUACAACAUGCAUUCCGUAAUGCGCUGCACUAUUCAAUCAGUUGGUGCAGUAAACUGUGAUUAGCAGACUACUGUCAUUGCCAAAUAAAAGAAAAAUGUAAAAAAAAAUAACGUGUUAUGAAAUUGUUGUGCUAAAAAUGGAAAGUUUAAGAUAUUUUAAAUUACACAAAGAAGAACAUGUGUUUUUUUCCCCUUUAAAAUAAAAUAAAUGCUUUCUACACAGCUACAGCACAACGUUUUCAUGGCCUUAGAAUAUUUACAACAAAAACAAAAACAACCAAAAAAACCACCCCAGAACACAAACAGAGUUAAAUUAUUUACUAACACAGCAAGGUAUAAGCUCUUGUAAAAUAAAUUGUUAAAAACCCAAGCCAGCUGACUGCACCGGCGAGAGCACAUUUCCCUCUGUGUCCCAGCCUGAGCAGUGUAGCAGCUUUGCAAUUAUCUACACCCUGAAGCAGUGUGGGGGUUACCACUCGGAACCACGGGAUUCAAUCUGACAAGUGUGAAUAUGGUUUAUUUGUAAAGGAUUACCCUUAUUGGUUAAAAAAUUAUUUUAUCGCAUACUAUAUCAAUCAAAUGUGUUUACCUCCAAAUAUAAAUUUUUAUAACAACCUAUGGUUGAAGGAAUGCUCAGUUUCAUUUGCCAAUAAAUUGGUUUUUCAUAACUUGCAUCAAGUUUAAUUUUAAGUAAGCUUUUUAUAUGUAGAUAUUUUGUUGAAUUUGUAAAUACACUUAAAGCGUAGAUGCUAUAUGCUUCUAGGUGUUACAGACAAAUAAACCAAGAAAGCUUAUGUUGUACUGUGUAAGAAGUACUAUAGCCAAUGGUGUGCAUGGUAUUUUAAAGCAUCUACUUUUUUUUUUUUUUUGCUGUGAAAACAGAAUAGUGAACUGUUCUGCUCAUUUACUGCAGAUUCCUAAUUGAAACACUCAGAGCUUUUGCCAGUGCAUUACAUUAGCCCAUAAAACACCUCGCAGCUUUCAUGUAUAUAUUGUAGGUAAAGCACAACUGAAGUAGUCCCAAACGUAAGCCAGCUGUAAUAAGCUUCUUUCACACCUUUGAGUUUUCCAUUGAUCAGUUUUCUUAAUGGGAACCGAAAUAUGAAAUUAGUUAUAUGAACAUUAAUUACAAAGCACAAAGACAACAUUUCUUAACAGGAUUUGCCAACGUUUUUGGUAAAAGAGAAAUAUAAUUUUGCUCUUAUUUAAUUGUAGAUGCUGAAUUAUCUGUGCAUGUGGGGGUAAACAUACAGGCUCACUUCUGUAAUAGUGCAACAGAUUUUGUAUUAAAAAUAAAUGUGAUUUUAAAAUUUCACUGUUUGUUCUGUUUACACUAGCAGUAGAAAUCACAGCGGAUUCAUCCUGUAGUUAAGAAUUCAAAGUGGAAAAACAGCAUGAAACAAGUCUGUCAGAGGUCGUUCCCGUGACGUUACAGAACUUCCUUUAAUGCAACCAAAUUAUUUACAGAAAGUUGCAUACCUCUAUACAGUACCAUUUGAAAAAAUAUAAAUUUGUCUGACCAUUUCCUGUUGAAAUUUCCUGCUAUUUACAUUUUACUUCCAUAGGUAAUUUUGUUAUUUAUUUAGUCAUAUUUCUACAAAGAAAAAAAAUUAAACAGUCAUGUUCCAUACCUGCAAGAGUGAAUAAGAGAAAGUAAGAAUGCUGAUUUGAAAUUAAGAGCCCUCAGAUAGAAUCCGAAAAAAGGAUUUUGUGUCCUAAAGGAAUUGUCAGACGUACAAAUUUCUGGGCAUCUGUUUUUAAACAGUAUAUGAAGUGAGGAAUUUUUAAAUAUUUUAUUUUACAGUGCACAAAAUCCAUUGCAAUGCUCUUUUCAUAUCUUGUCUAUUCUGUGUGUGAAUGGAAACAGACUGGGCAGGAGGGCAGCUGUUCUGCAUAGAAGACUGCUGGAGAGCCAUGGAUUCCAAGAGAUACAGGUGCUUCAGGAGAUGAAUCCAAAAGUUGAUGAUGCUUGAAGGAGGAAUCUUAUCACUGAAUCAGAAGCCAUUCUGUCAGCCCUUCUAUAUGUAAUUGGAAACUCCUGGAUAUUCCAGCUCCUGUCAUCUGCACAGUCUCAGAUCUGACACUUCUGUCUUCAGAUACUGGGCUGCCUGGGUUUUUUGUACAGGUAUCUGUUGAUUUUUCCAGCAAUGUGCAUUGACUGGGAAAUAUGAAAUACAACUGUUUAUGUUUCAAUUAAAGAAUAAUUCCUGAAAAGAAGGGUCUGAGUUCCCUAGGCUUAGCUGGGAAAAAAAGAUUUCAUAUGGUAACAAUUUUUGGAGACACAAGUUAUUUGUGCAUGUUCCCCAAAGUGUACUACUACAUAUAGUUCCUACAUUUUCCUUUUAGUGAUACACAUUUGCUUUUGGUUUUAUUCUCACUGAAGUGAUUGUAUGAAUCCAGAGGGAAUUAAAGAGGAUAUCCCAAU
Molecule: messenger RNA, 7612 nt
Organism: Manacus vitellinus (golden-collared manakin)
Lineage: Eukaryota; Metazoa; Chordata; Aves; Passeriformes; Pipridae
Gene: NRCAM
Product: neuronal cell adhesion molecule
Exons: 34
Coding region: 455-4366 (1303 amino acids)
Biological process (GO): cell-cell adhesion; brain development
Molecular function (GO): cell-cell adhesion mediator activity
Source: RefSeq, a predicted model, not a curated record